This is a messenger RNA of Cyprinus carpio (common carp), 2067 nucleotides long. RefSeq names its product olfactomedin-4-like. NCBI's taxonomy places the organism in Eukaryota, Metazoa, Chordata, Actinopteri, Cypriniformes, Cyprinidae. Gene Ontology annotation, biological process: signal transduction. The record is from RefSeq and is a predicted model, not a curated record.
UUUUUCCAUUACUCAUGGACCAUCCAAAGGUGUCCACAGAGAUAAGAUGAAGAUUGCAAAGUCUCACCUAAAAGAAAUGAAGAAAUCUGUCUCGGUUUUUAUCAGAUAUUUCAUCCUAAUGAUAUGGCUUUAAAACUCUGCUUCUGCCACACAAAGUAGUUUGUUCUGAGGUUAUAGGCUGCCCUCUCUGCCUUCAGACAUGAGUCGGUCUAAUAUAUUCAUUUUGAUGAUCACCAUCCCUCUAACUUUCUUUCAGUUAGUGAGAGGGAAAGACUGUGUGUGCGAUCUAAAAAAUUCAGAUCCUGCUUUCCCUGAGCACAAACUAACAAAAGUAGAGACCACUGCCGCACACUGCAUUGGGACCAUCACUUCAGAAAGGAUGACAGAGUUAGACAGACUUGUGUUAGGUCUACAACAACGUAUCAAGCAACUAGAGGACGAUGUUGUCAUGCUGGAAAAGGAGGAUGACAAGAAUCUGUAUGCGGCCGUGUCUCUGCGCAUCAUUGAGUUAGAGUUUGCUGAAAUUCAGGACCUCCUCAACAAACUCAACAGGACCACCAGCGGUUACCAUCAGCAAGGUGUACAGGCUGCAGCUCAGCUUGAAGAUAUGAAGAACACAAUGGUGGAGCUGGAGAAGUUUGACAACAUGCAGGUGAUAAAGAAAGAUCGAGAGAACCAGCGUGUUAAGAGGGACCUGGAACAGUGCAAAAAUGAGCUCAAGGCUACAUUACCACCUCCUACAGUUCCCCCAAGACACUGUGGUCUGGGUCAAAUGGUGAAUGUGGUGGGACCUAGAACGUAUUCUCUCACGGUACACAGCACCUACUACCCUUAUGGUGCUUGGGGUCGAGAUGCAAAACCUGCUCCAGGAGACGAGAACAAGUACUGGCUGGUGGUGCUGACAAGUAGUAACGUAUAUGGCUACUAUGUCCGCCAGUACAGCACCUUGAGUACUCUUUUAUUAGGUUUAGGACCAAAAGAUACAUACAUAUCAAACUCUAAUCCCACAACAAACACAAUUCAGGGGCCAAACAUGGUCAUGUAUGCCAAUGCGCUCUACUAUAACUGUUACUAUACAUCCUCCAUCUGUCAGUUCAACAUGACGACUCGUGCUAUCAGUACUGUGGCUUUACCUAGUGAUACAGGUUACAACAACAAGUUUCCAUUCGGACACCUCGCCACAUCAUACAGCUAUACUGAUAUGGAUUUAGCCACAGAUGAAUCUGGGGUCUAUGUCAUAUAUGCAACCACAAGCAACUUUGGAAAUGUGGUUAUCAGUAAAAUCGAGACUAGUAGCCCGCCAGUUUUGGGCCAAACUUGGAAAACCUCUUUGUACAAAAUAACUGCCACAAACACCUUCAUGGUGUGCGGUGUGCUUUAUGCUACUCGUUACCUGGAUAAAGAAACAGAACAGAUCUUUUACUCCUAUGACACCAAAACAAAGGAAGAGCGCUUUGAUUUGAAAAUAAAUAUUAAGAAGAUGCAGACUAAUAUUGAGUUUCUUAACUAUGACCCCAGAGAUCAUUUGCUGUAUGCCUUCAGUGACGCCUAUAUUGUAACGUAUGAGCUCAUCUUUCAGUAGAUCUUGAUUCAAUACAUGAGAAUAUGGCUGCUUCCUGUUUCACAUACUGUCUGUACUGUAUAGUAUGCAAGAUUAGAAUUAGUUAUCUUAUCGUAAAAAAAAAAACAGAUAAUAACAGAAGAUAGCAAUUUUUCUAAAUAUGUAUUCUACUAGUUGCUAAUGUAUUGGGGGGGGGGGUUACAUUAACCCCAACUUAAAGAGAUUGCAACAAUUUUAAGGGGUCUGUAGUAUCAAGACACAAUUUUAUAAAAUCUUGUUGUAUACAUAUGAUUACUUGUCUUGCCAUUCAGUACAUUAAAAAUUCUGUACUUUCCUGUACUUCCAUACUUUUACUUUUACAAGUAUGUGAAUUGAAAUGCAGCCUAUGAAUUUUUUUCACUAUGGAUACGCCUUUAAAUGCUUAGCUUUGCCACGUUAGGUGAAGAAAUUCACAAAUGUAUCGCAAACUUCAUUUCUUGAAAUAAAUUACAGCAAAGUUUGAAAUA